Molecule: messenger RNA, 3204 nt
Organism: Chlorocebus sabaeus (green monkey)
Lineage: Eukaryota; Metazoa; Chordata; Mammalia; Primates; Cercopithecidae
Gene: DHX15
Product: DEAH-box helicase 15
Cellular component (GO): spliceosomal complex; intracellular anatomical structure
Molecular function (GO): ATP binding; RNA helicase activity; RNA binding
Source: RefSeq, a predicted model, not a curated record
AGCUCAGCUUUUGAGACGCAAGUCUGCUGAAAUUCCCGGCUGAACAAAGCUCCUUCCUAAUUUAACCCGGCGUCUGAGUUUUGUCUAUGGCUCAUCCUGCUACAUUUCUUGGUUCCCUGACUGGGAAGCGAGGUGAUUGGUGGACGGUAGAGGCAGCCCCUUAGGCAACUUAGGCCUGCCCUAUGAAGCAUACCUGCAGGGGACCCUGACCAGCCUGAGUGAUGUGGAUCCAAAGAGUGCUCCCAGGUAGGCAAUUGCCCCGGUAGGACGCCUUGCCAGAGCAGUAUAUGGCAGGCCCCCGUGAGGAUCAACACAGUCACUGAACACCAGGAAGGAGUUGACACUUGGAGUCCAGACAUCUGAAACUUGUCUUCCAACGUGGGAUGACCCUUGCCAGAUGAUGAUGCCAUGUUCUUCAGCUUUCCAGCCUCUAAAACUGAAGGAUCGAGAUCGAGACCGGGAUCGUGAAGAUCGGUCUAAAGAUCGAGACCGAGAACGCGAUAGAGGAGAUAGAGAGCGGGAGAGGGAGAAAGAAAAGGAGAAGGAGUUGCGAGCUUCAACGAAUGCUAUGCUUAUCAGUGCUGGAUUACCACCUUUAAAAGCUUCCCAUUCAGCUCAUUCAACCCACUCAGCGCAUUCAACGCAUUCGACACAUUCUGCUCAUUCAGCGCACGCCGGACAUGCAGGUCACACGUCACUUCCACAGUGCAUUAAUCCGUUCACCAACUUACCCCAUACUCCUCGAUACUAUGAUAUUCUGAAGAAACGGCUUCAGCUCCCUGUUUGGGAAUACAAGGAUAGGUUUACAGAUAUUCUGGUUAGACAUCAGUCCUUUGUACUGGUUGGUGAGACUGGGUCUGGUAAAACAACACAGAUUCCGCAGUGGUGUGUGGAGUACAUGCGAUCAUUACCAGGACCCAAGAGAGGAGUUGCCUGUACCCAACCCAGGAGAGUGGCUGCAAUGAGUGUGGCUCAGAGAGUUGCUGAUGAAAUGGAUGUGAUGUUGGGCCAGGAAGUUGGUUACUCCAUUCGAUUUGAAGACUGCAGUAGUGCGAAAACCAUUCUUAAGUAUAUGACUGAUGGGAUGUUACUUCGUGAAGCUAUGAAUGAUCCCCUCCUGGAGCGUUAUGGUGUAAUAAUUCUUGAUGAGGCUCAUGAGAGGACACUGGCUACAGAUAUUCUAAUGGGUGUUCUGAAGGAAGUUGUAAGACAGAGAUCAGAUUUAAAGGUUAUAGUUAUGAGCGCUACUCUAGAUGCAGGAAAAUUCCAGAUUUACUUUGAUAACUGUCCUCUCUUAACUAUUCCUGGGCGUACACAUCCUGUUGAGAUCUUUUAUACUCCAGAACCAGAGAGAGAUUAUCUUGAAGCAGCAAUUCGAACAGUUAUCCAGAUUCAUAUGUGUGAAGAGGAAGAGGGAGAUCUUCUUCUUUUCUUAACUGGUCAAGAGGAAAUUGAUGAAGCCUGUAAGAGAAUAAAGCGUGAGGUUGAUGAUUUGGGCCCUGAAGUUGGUGACAUUAAAAUCAUUCCAUUGUAUUCUACACUUCCACCUCAGCAGCAGCAACGCAUUUUUGAGCCUCCACCUCCUAAAAAACAGAAUGGAGCAAUUGGAAGAAAGGUAGUUGUGUCAACUAACAUAGCAGAGACAUCUUUGACAAUAGAUGGUGUGGUGUUUGUGAUUGAUCCUGGAUUUGCGAAACAGAAGGUCUACAAUCCUCGAAUCAGAGUUGAGUCCCUUUUGGUGACAGCUAUUAGUAAAGCGUCAGCUCAACAAAGGGCUGGUCGAGCUGGACGUACCAGACCUGGAAAAUGCUUCAGACUUUACACAGAGAAAGCUUAUAAAACAGAAAUGCAGGAUAACACCUAUCCUGAGAUUUUGCGUUCUAAUUUAGGAUCAGUUGUGUUACAAUUGAAGAAACUUGGUAUUGAUGAUUUGGUACAUUUUGAUUUUAUGGAUCCACCAGCUCCUGAAACUCUGAUGAGAGCCCUGGAACUUUUGAAUUAUCUGGCUGCUUUAAAUGAUGAUGGAGAUCUGACUGAAUUGGGAUCCAUGAUGGCAGAGUUUCCUCUAGAUCCACAGCUCGCAAAAAUGGUUAUUGCAAGUUGUGACUACAACUGUUCUAAUGAGGUCCUAUCUAUUACUGCUAUGUUGUCAGUCCCACAGUGUUUUGUUCGCCCCACGGAGGCCAAGAAAGCCGCAGAUGAGGCCAAGAUGAGAUUUGCCCACAUAGAUGGAGAUCAUCUGACACUGCUGAACGUCUACCAUGCUUUUAAACAAAAUCAUGAAUCGGUUCAGUGGUGUUAUGACAACUUCAUUAACUACAGGUCCCUGAUGUCUGCAGACAAUGUACGCCAGCAGCUAUCUCGAAUUAUGGACAGAUUUAAUUUGCCUCGUCGAAGUACUGACUUUACAAGCAGGGACUAUUAUAUUAAUAUAAGAAAAGCUUUGGUUACUGGGUAUUUUAUGCAGGUGGCACAUUUAGAACGAACAGGGCAUUACCUAACUGUGAAAGACAACCAGGUGGUUCAGUUGCAUCCCUCUACUGUUCUUGACCACAAACCUGAAUGGGUGCUUUAUAAUGAGUUUGUUCUAACAACAAAGAAUUACAUCCGGACAUGUACAGAUAUCAAGCCAGAAUGGUUGGUGAAAAUUGCCCCUCAAUAUUAUGACAUGAGCAAUUUCCCACAGUGUGAAGCAAAAAGACAGUUGGACCGCAUCAUUGCCAAACUUCAAUCCAAGGAAUAUUCACAGUACUGAAUUCAGUGCUUAGAACUGAAGUUAUUGAGAGGACAGCUUUAAAAGAUGAAUGAACUCAAAAGUUCGAGUUGUGCUCUUCACGUUGGUUCGAUAAUGGCCUUUAUUUGAAAGCUUUUUAAUUUUUCUUUACAGUAAAUAUUCCAUUCUGAUUUCAUAAAUUAAACAUUUAUGCCUCCCUUUUGUGUUGACACUGUAGCUCAUACUGGAAAAGUCGAUCAAUGUUUUGCAGUUUAUUGAAAGUAGUUCUAUAUAUAACAAUGUUAUAAGCAUUUCUUUAGAAAUGGUUGAAAAUGCUUCUAAAAUGUGAUUAUCGACCAUGGUAUGCAUGAUCGUUGUAAUUGUUGACAUUCCUUUUAGAAGUUGUGAAAUGUUACAACUUGUGCUUAUGUAGACACAAUCUUCUGUCUCAGUACAGAGGCACUGACUUCAAUAAAGUCUAUUUAUACUAA